CCCGCUUCACUGUGAACACAUAUAUACCAUUACUAAAGUCCAAAGAGUAAACUAAUAUUAGCUGAGAAUCAGAUUAUUAUUGGUCUUUAUGAAAUACAUACACACUGUUCAUAUUCUUAGAAUGUUAUAAAUAAAUAACUUAGUUAUCAGUGAAAAUGGCUGGUCAUAUGCAUAUGCCUAGAUUUAAAGAGAAAAUCAUAAUAGUAUUUUCCCUCUUACUAUUUUUUGUAUGUGUAUCAUACUUAUAUUUGAGUUAUUUACAAAACAGUUAUUACAUUAAUUCGAACGGUGAACGCUGUGUUUCUGAACUGACAUCUCUAAAAUAUCAAUUAAACGUGGUUACAGAAUACAAGAAUCGUUUGGACAAGCUUCUAUCAGAGACGCAAAAGGCCCAUGAAAUAGAGAAAACAAAGUUUAAGGACAUAAUGGAAAGCUGCGUUGCGAUGAAACAACAGUCUUCUAUUUGUCAGAAUCAGUUUGAAGAUCUGCAGGCGGAAUGUAAAAGAGUGAAACAAAAUUACGAUCUUGUUUCGAGGGAACUCCAGAAACUGAAGACUGUAAGAUAGAUUUAAUCUUCGAAUUUGAAUUCGACAAUAUCAUUGGUUUUCCAAAGACGUAAUUUUGCCAAAAACACAUUAAAAGUAUAAGUAGGUAUAAUAGCAAAUAUGUCACUUUAAAGUUUUUUGUAGAAGCAACUUCUUGUAGGUACCUUAAAAACAUUAUUAAGUAUAACAUGUAUAAAUAAUGUUUAAAUUAAGUUUUUAUUGUUGAGAAUGAGAUGUGACAUUAUUAUUUGUAUUUAUUAAUUUAGGAUGGGCUUACCCUCCUACUUUUGUUAAUGUCUCGACUCAAGCUUUAACUCAUUUUAAUUUAUUUCGUUAAUACCUAAUAUUUUUUCUGAUGCUUCUGUUUAGUAUUUUUAUGAUAUUAGCAUAUUAAGAAAAAACUUAGAAAAAGUGAUUUAAACGUGCUAUUCAGAUGCUUAAUAAUUUUGCUAACAAAACAUUGCAUAGUUGAACAAUUGACCACCAUAAAAGAAUUUUCAACUUCGAAAACAGAACAAAAUACUUUGGCUAAUGGCUAUGUUGUUUAAUGAAACUAACAUUUUUCCUUUACUAAAUAUGGUCUUUAUGAGGUCAAUUUCCUUAAUGAGUACGUCGCACGUAAUAAAAGCGUGAAAUUUCAUUUGUGUUCAUUAGCUGAUAGGAUAGUACCUUACGUAUAGUCUGGCCUUAAGGUGUUAACUAUAAACAUAAAAAUGGGAAUGUCGCAAUCGUUUGAAAUGUAUACAUUUGCAUUAUUACUAGUGGUAGUGAAGCACGUUGCUAAGGCCCGACGACGUAUAUUUCAGUCGUGAUAGUUUUUCUUUGAAAGAUAAGAAACCUUGUAUACUAAUUGAUUCGAGAAUUUUCUAUCUCGAAGUGGGCAACCACAUCCAGGUAAAUAUAUCAGGAAAGGGUGACUUCAAAGACGACAGAAA
This is a messenger RNA of Bombyx mandarina (wild silkworm), 1480 nucleotides long. RefSeq lists its product as uncharacterized. The record is from RefSeq and is a predicted model, not a curated record. Lineage: Eukaryota; Metazoa; Arthropoda; Insecta; Lepidoptera; Bombycidae.